Molecule: messenger RNA, 1418 nt
Organism: Strongylocentrotus purpuratus (purple sea urchin)
Lineage: Eukaryota; Metazoa; Echinodermata; Echinoidea; Camarodonta; Strongylocentrotidae
Exons: 10
Coding region: 126-1406 (426 amino acids)
Molecular function (GO): retinoid binding; retinol transmembrane transporter activity; pigment binding
Source: RefSeq, a predicted model, not a curated record
AUUCUCCGAAAGCGGCAAAAGACAUCAAGUAUUUCGAGUUGUCAGGCAGACGUGCUUUGUGCUCAGUCUCAUCAUCAUUUGAGACAUUUUUGUGAGCGGGACAUUAAAAAGUAUAAUUGAGAGAAAUGUCUGCCAAGGCAGUCGUGAUCUGCCUCUUGUUAGGUCUGUUAAGUGGGGUACAAUCAGCUGCUCACGGGCGCCUUAAGAACAAGGGAGUACGAACCAGGAGCUGCGUCGUGACAGACUUCCAAGUCCACGACGACUUCGACGUCCAACGGUAUGUCGGAACUUGGUACACCAUAUCUCAGAGUGGAGAAGCGCCCACCUCCUUUCAUCGCAGAUCGCACUACAGCUUACAAGAAAAUGGCGUCCUCGCCAUGACGACACGUCGAGUUUCCCCGCAGAAUGGCUGUGCCAGUGGGAUGGAGUUUGUGGCGGAGGCCCAUGUCCCAGAAGGUUCAACGACCCCCUCCAAGCUGCUCCUUCAGCCGCGAGGAGUGCCUGUGCCCGCAGAGGACUACUGGGUGAUAUACACGGACUACGUGGACCACGCCUUGGUCUACAGCUGUUCCCAGAGGAACGAGGAUGGGACCUGUCCUGAGGAUAGAGCUCGGGUGUGGUUCUUGGGGCGGGCUGGAACACUGUCGGUAGAUGCACGUCAUCACAUGGAGUCCUUGCUCUCGGGCUUGUGUGUGGAGGUCAGCAGAAUGCAGGAUAUUUCUACAGGAUGUGAUGCUGAGCUUGGAGUUCCAACGUCAGUAGAGGCAAUGCCGCAUGCUCAUGGAGGAAUGGUAUCAUCAACAUGUCUUGUGAAUGACAUCCAUACUAUGGCAAACUUUGACAAAAACCAGUACACGGGCACCUGGUAUGUGAUAUCUCAUCUCCAGGGCGACAUCUACCCCUACCAUAGGAUCUCACAUUAUACACUGGAUGAACAGAACUCGUUCAGGAUGCUCACACACAGAAUAACAAGCCCUGGUGAAUGCUCCACUGCUUGGAAGUUUGAAGGUCAGGCCUACAAUCCUGACACUUCAGAAACUACCUCUAAGCUGGUCCUGAAACCUUUCGGCAUGCCAGUGUACGGUGAGGACUACUGGGUGAUCUACACAGACUACACCGACCACGCCCUGAUCUACAGCUGCCGGGAGACGAACGAGGAUGGGACCUGCAAGGCGGAGGCCUCUCACGCCUGGAUGAUGAGCCGUGACCCGACCUUGACCCCUGCCGCCAGGUCGCACAUGGAGAUGCUGCUGACGGAGAUGUGUGUAGAUGUUUCCCGGCUGGUCGAUACACCUCAUGAAUGUGAUGAACUUCUUGGACCUGAGAGCCUUAUUGACCAAGGUAGGAUUAUUGCUCCUCUACAUGUGUUUCUAUGGAGGAAUGUCCUCAAAGUCCUAUCACUCUAGAACAUCAAUUCU